AGUCUACCUUGAGAGUUGCGAGAAAUGGGAUUAGAAUCUGGAAGAAUGUGAUGUCUGCCAGUACUACUACUGAGAAGCAAGGACGAAGAACAGCGCGUUCAGCUUUUGUAUAUAUUCGAUCAACAUGUAUUUAAAAUCUAUGAAAUUUUAUUUUUAUGCAAGUUUUAUGUCAUAAUUACGAAAUUUAAAUAACUUUAUUUACAGGAAACGUUAUUAGUAAUAGUUUUAAAGAAAGUACUUAAAAUAGUAUUACGUUAAGUCUUACUAUUAACUUACAAGUUACACUGUUAGUGUUACUGUUACAGAAGUACACAGUACAGUAACUCGAAAUUUACUUUCGAAACGAAGACAAGUCGAUUUCAUGUAAUUGUGAGGUCAAAUGUGAAUUAAGACUAAAGCAGUAAGACAGAAAUUUAUGUAACUAUAAAAAAGAUACAGCCUAUGGCGACAUCACGAAUAUAUGGGUGGAAUGACUCAUCAUCAAGUGAUAGUAGCGUAAACAGUCAGGAGAAUGAACCAUCGAGAUUGCUUCGUAUUCGAGUCAUAGCUGGUCAUGAUUUAGCCAAAAAGGACAUAUUUGGAGCAAGUGAUCCUUAUGUGCGUAUUGAUUUGAUGAGAAACGAGGCUGAAACUGGAAACAAUAAUAGAGAGGAGGAGAAUGUUAUUGAUUCAGUUUACACCAAAACAAAGAAAAAGACUUUAAACCCAAAAUGGGAUGAAGAAUUCAUUUUUAGAGUGAAACCUAGUCAUCACAAGUUGGUGUUACAAGUUUUUGAUGAGAACAGACUGUUGUCUCGUGGUGGAAACAGACGAGCUGAAACUGGACAAACAUCUCGUGGGGAGGCUUCAGCAAAGGUUAGGUAUCAAUAGGAUGUAAACGUGUCA
Limulus polyphemus (Atlantic horseshoe crab) is the source of this 885-nucleotide messenger RNA. Its product is annotated as E3 ubiquitin-protein ligase Nedd-4-like. Gene Ontology annotation, cellular component: synaptic vesicle membrane. Gene Ontology annotation, biological process: regulation of neurotransmitter secretion. NCBI's taxonomy places the organism in Eukaryota, Metazoa, Arthropoda, Merostomata, Xiphosura, Limulidae. The record is from RefSeq and is a predicted model, not a curated record. Bases 442 to 870 code for a protein of 142 amino acids. Gene Ontology annotation, molecular function: calcium ion binding. The transcript is spliced from 6 exons.